Lichtheimia ornata is the source of this 1176-nucleotide messenger RNA. RefSeq lists its product as uncharacterized. The transcript is spliced from 2 exons. The coding region runs from base 1 to 1176 and encodes 391 amino acids. Lineage: Eukaryota; Fungi; Mucoromycota; Mucoromycetes; Mucorales; Lichtheimiaceae. The record is from RefSeq and is a predicted model, not a curated record.
AUGGGCCAUUCCAGUCUUCCACCUUUGCCUCCACUUGAUCUUCAUCAUAGUGAUGACAGCGCAGCAACCGGUUCUUCCCAAGAGCAAGAACUAGAAUUAGAACUAGACCCAGAACAACAAGAAGAGCAACAACAGCAAGAGCAACAACAAGAUCAAGAGCAACAACAAGAUCAAGAGCAAGAGCAACAGCAAGAUCAAGAACAAGAACAAGAGCAACAGCAAGAUCAAGAACAGCAUCAAGAACAACACCCAUCCUCAGGCCCUACACCCAUAACGACGACAAUACCAAUAUCCGCUGGUCCGAGAAUAACAUGUCCUGAAUGCAAUUUUAUAAUGAGGGUGGAUCUUUAUGACUUACAUCAUGCCGAACGACAUGUCGAUAUGGUUUAUUUGAAGUACAAAAGGAUGCAAAAAAGAAUACUCCUAACGCGCAACCAUGAUGAUGAAUUAUUUCAUUGUCUUUGUGGAAACUUCAAUCAUGAAGAUGCUUUGACAAUGCAUCAUCAUGCAUCUACCGUUUGUGACUUUUCGGACCUCAUACUACAACAACAAAGACCAAUAGCUGAUGAAGCAUCCACUUUGCAUGAUCAGCCGCCUACGACUACUACUGGCCAAGAAGAAGAUCAUCAAGAAGGUGAUACUAAAGAACAAGAUAAGCCAGCAAAUGAUACCCAGCAAGAUGAAGAAGAUGUAACGACAUCGUUUAUGGAGACCACAAUCAUGUUGGAGGAUGAACUCAGCGAAUGGGAAAAACAUACCCAAAGUAUCAAAUCAAGAGCCAAGCUCAUGUCACAGCAGCAUGAGCAGCAAUCACAUCAAAUGAACGAGCAAUUUGCGAGCCUUGCGGAUCGAUUUGGCCACAUCAUGCAAGACCAGGCACAACACUCGCAUGACACGCAAAGGCAAUUGCGCUUGCUCUUGCAUUCACUUUACGGAAAUAAAAGUGCUCUCUUUUCGACUCCUCAACACCAUCGUCUUGAAGGGCUGCAAGAAGAGAAUGCAAGAAAGAAUUGGACUCGCUUACUGGUAAAAUAUCAUUUGGGACGCAAGCUAGAACGCGUGGAGAUCGAAUCAGCAUUACAAGAUGGCGAGAUCAGUAGCGAUAUCCAGGCACCCGAAGUCCUUGACAUGAUCGAUUAUGUGCUCGCUUUUAUUUUUGAAGCGGAUAACAAGUAG